CAGAGGAUGGCAUCUACAGCGCCAUGGGAGAUAAUCUGAUGACACAUGCAACAGAAAUGCUGCAAAAGCCAUCAGCACAAACUUUUUUCUCUGUGUUCUGAAGACACGGCAGCUCUUCAACUUUGCCCUACGAGGUGAUAUGUGAGAAGGAGAGGCCAGCCAUGCAGCUGAAUGAGUCUGGAGUUCAAACGGUGGCACCAGAGCCAUGUCAACAACAAAUAAUACAGGACGACUACAAUGGCAACUGCAGCGAAGGUUCCACCACUAACAUGUCACUGCACUGCUGGCUGCAGCUCCUCACCAAGGAAUCUAUCAUGGAAAUUCAAGGAGACAGCUCCAGUGUAGUGGUACGUGUGAUGAUAGCGUGCGUCUACUCUAUCGUCUGCGCUCUGGGGCUGGUGGGGAAUUCACUGGCUCUGUAUCUGCUGCACUCCCGUUACAGGCAGAAGCAGUCGUCCAUCAACUGCUUUGUGAUGGGGCUGGCUAUCACAGAUCUACAGUUUGUUUUGACCUUGCCUUUCUGGGCAGUGGACACAGCCCUGGACUUCCGCUGGCCGUUUGGUCGUGUGAUGUGCAAACUCAUCAGCUCUGUCACCACCAUGAACAUGUAUGCCAGUGUAUUCUUCCUCACAGCUAUGAGCGUGGCACGUUAUUACUCCAUCUCCUCCGCACUGAAGAUACACAGCCGACGGACAGCAGCUGCCAGAGCCAGGUGGACAAGCCUGUGCAUCUGGGCUGUUUCUUUGCUGGCCACUUUGCCUCAUGCCAUCUACUCCACCAGUGCCCAAGUAUCUGAUGAGGAGCUUUGCCUGGUGCGCUUCCCAGACUCUGGCAGUUGGGAUCCACAGCUCCUUCUGGGUCUAUAUCAGCUUCAAAAGGUCCUAGUAGGUUUCAUUAUUCCUCUAGUUAUAAUCACCGUCUGCUAUCUGCUGCUGCUUCGCUUCAUCCUAAGCCGGCGCAUUGCAGGUGCAGCGGGCCCCGAGGCAAACCAAAGCCGACAAAAUCGUCAUUCCAAAGUGACUAAAUCCAUUGUCAUCGUAGUUCUCUCCUUCUUUCUCUGCUGGCUUCCUAAUCAGGCACUGACACUGUGGGGUGUGCUCAUAAAGUUUGACCUUGUGCCCUUCAGCAAAGCUUUCUACAAUGCACAGGCCUACGCUUUCCCUCUGACUGUUUGCUUGGCGCACACCAACAGCUGCCUCAACCCUGUGCUCUACUGCCUGAUCCGCCGGGAGUUUCGGGCAGGCCUCAAAGAACUUCUCCUGCACGCCACGCCAUCUUUCAGGAGCCUGACUCAUCUGCUGCGUCGCAAGGCCAAAGUGGCUGAGGCACCACCUGUUUUGGUGCUGGUCCAAAUGGAUGUCUGACUGGGAUGAUUGGGGAACUCGAAAUAUUCCACCUACAGUACUAUUGAUCUGUUUACCAAGAGGGUAUAUUUCUCACUACUCUGUCGAUGCAGAAAAUCUU
Messenger RNA from Oreochromis aureus, 1464 nucleotides. It is a transcript of the gene rxfp3.2b, whose product is annotated as relaxin family peptide receptor 3.2b. The transcript has a single exon. The coding region runs from base 162 to 1364 and encodes 400 amino acids. Gene Ontology annotation, cellular component: membrane. The record is from RefSeq and is a predicted model, not a curated record. Gene Ontology annotation, biological process: G protein-coupled receptor signaling pathway; immune response. NCBI's taxonomy places the organism in Eukaryota, Metazoa, Chordata, Actinopteri, Cichliformes, Cichlidae. Gene Ontology annotation, molecular function: G protein-coupled receptor activity.